Melospiza melodia melodia is the source of this 2714-nucleotide messenger RNA. It is a transcript of the gene RBM39, whose product is annotated as RNA binding motif protein 39. Gene Ontology annotation, biological process: mRNA processing. Gene Ontology annotation, cellular component: nucleus. Lineage: Eukaryota; Metazoa; Chordata; Aves; Passeriformes; Passerellidae. The coding region runs from base 261 to 1829 and encodes 522 amino acids. The record is from RefSeq and is a predicted model, not a curated record. The transcript has 17 exons. Gene Ontology annotation, molecular function: RNA binding; U1 snRNP binding.
CGCCAUUUCGGGAGCAGCUGCGGAGCCAUAGACGGGGCCAGACCGGCACCGGGAUCGACUCACGGCCGCGCCGCCCCUCGCCGCCCGCUCCCCGGGGCUGCCUGAGCGCCGCCGUCCAUUUAAUAUUCAGACGCCUGGAGAAGGUGCUCAAGCCCUCGGGCCCGUUCCCGACCGCCAGGGUAGUAACGCCGGAGCCGCUACUGCCGGACCUCGGGGCCCUAGCGAGGAUCGCGCUGCCCGCGGCGCAGGUGUCCUGAAAAAUGGCUGAUGAUAUUGAUAUUGAAGCAAUGCUUGAAGCUCCUUACAAGAAGGAUGAGAACAAAUUGAGCAGUGCCAAUGGCCAUGAAGAACGCAGCAAGAAGAGAAAAAAGAGCAAGAGUCGAAGUCGAAGCCAUGACAGAAAGAGGAGCAGAAGUAAGGAACGCAAACGGAGCCGAGAUCGGGAACGGAAAAAGAGCAGAAGCCGGGAAAGGAAACGGAGCAGAAGCAAAGAACGCAGACGCAGCCGGUCUAGGAGCAGAGACCGCAGAUUCAGAGGCCGCUACAGAAGUCCCUAUUCUGGUCCAAAAUUCAACAGUGCCAUCAGAGGGAAGAUUGGUCUGCCUCACAGCAUCAAAUUAAGCAGACGCCGCUCUAGAAGCAAAAGUCCUUUCAGAAAAGACAAAAGCCCUGUUAGAGAACCUAUUGAUAAUCUUACCCCUGAAGAGAGGGAUGCUCGAACAGUGUUCUGCAUGCAGUUGGCUGCAAGAAUUCGACCAAGAGACCUGGAAGAAUUUUUCUCUACAGUAGGGAAGGUUCGUGAUGUGCGAAUGAUUUCAGAUAGAAAUUCCAGACGUUCAAAGGGGAUUGCUUAUGUUGAAUUUGUUGAUGUUAGUUCAGUGCCCCUGGCAAUAGGACUGACUGGACAGAGAGUCCUGGGUGUACCUAUCAUAGUACAGGCAUCACAGGCAGAGAAAAACAGAGCAGCAGCAAUGGCAAAUAAUCUGCAGAAGGGCAGUGCUGGUCCUAUGAGGCUCUAUGUGGGAUCAUUACACUUCAAUAUAACUGAAGAUAUGCUUCGAGGAAUCUUCGAGCCAUUUGGCAGGAUUGAAAGUAUUCAGCUCAUGAUGGACAGUGAAACUGGACGCUCAAAAGGAUAUGGAUUCAUUACGUUCUCAGACUCUGAGUGUGCCAAAAAAGCCCUGGAACAACUCAAUGGAUUUGAGCUGGCUGGGAGACCAAUGAAAGUUGGACAUGUAACUGAGCGUACUGAUGCUUCCAGUGCUAGCUCAUUUUUGGACAGUGAUGAGUUGGAACGGACUGGAAUUGAUUUGGGAACAACUGGUCGGCUUCAGUUGAUGGCAAGACUUGCAGAAGGUACUGGUUUGCAGAUUCCUCCAGCUGCACAGCAGGCUCUGCAGAUGAGUGGAUCUUUGGCCUUUGGAGCAGUGACAGAUUUACAAACAAGACUGUCCCAGCAGAAUGAAGUUCUGGCUGCAGCUGCUUCUGUACAACCACUUGCAACACAGUGCUUCCAGCUUUCCAACAUGUUUAAUCCUCAAACUGAAGAAGAAGCUGGCUGGGACACAGAAAUUAAAGAUGAUGUGAUUGAGGAAUGUAACAAACAUGGAGGAGUUAUCCACAUCUAUGUUGACAAAAACUCAGCUCAGGGCAAUGUGUAUGUGAAAUGUCCCUCCAUCGCUGCUGCCAUCGCGGCUGUCAAUGCUUUGCAUGGGAGGUGGUUUGCAGGUAAAAUGAUUACAGCAGCGUAUGUACCUCUUCCAACAUACCACAGCCUUUUCCCAGACUCUAUGACUGCAACCCAACUGCUGGUUCCUGUUCGACGAUGAAGAUUAAUUUAGUCAGUUUUGUACAUAGGUAUUUUUUGGAGGAAGAUUGAGUUAUCUUUUAUUUAGAUAAAACUAAAGGAAAGGAUUUAAUGUCAUUUUGUGUACACUUCCUGCUAUCUUUAAAAAUAAAAUGAAGUAAGCAGAAAUGCAGUGUGUUCAUUCUCCCUAACUAGCGUUUCCACUGUAUACAAAGCUGUUGACUUCUUGUUCUGCCUUGUAAUUCUUGUACAUUGACAAAGGUGAUCUGUAGGAACUGAGAAGUAGCUCAUAGAUAACAAGUACUCUGUAAAAGGCAGAUGGGACAUAAUGACAUUUUUAAUGUUUCAUGAGCCUUUCUUUUAAUGCAGCAAAGACAUUUUACAUUUCACUAAAUGUGGGUGAUCUGCUUAAGGGUAGUAUCAGAGAGAGACUGGAUGAAGGGACAUAUUUAGUGUUUUUGUAUAAAUGGAAAAUCCAAAAAGCUACUGAAUGCUGACUGCAGACAGCUACUCAGCUUGCUUUGUGCCGAAUAAUUGGUAAGAGUAGGAGGAUUGAAGGGUUUUACUUCUUGAUGGUAACUUUUGAUUAUUGUAUCUGUAAAAGUUUCUUUGUAAAUACUGUGAGGUGUGUCUAAGUUUCCAAACAAAACAUCUCUGCAUUUCCAGAUGAGUGCAGUGGGGCAGAGCUGGAGGAUUUCAGCCAAGUCUGAAAAUGGGUAGGAAAUACAGAAAAGUGUUUUGUUCUGGUUGCAUAUAAUCUUUGCUCUUUUUAAGCUCUGUGAGCUCUGAAAUAUAUUUUUGGGUUACUUCAGUGUGUUUGACAAGACAGCUUGAUAUUUCUAUCAAAGACUUUCAUAUUGCAACAAUCUUUGUAAGAACCACUCAAAUAAAAUUCUCUUAAAAAGGC